This is a messenger RNA of Vitis riparia (riverbank grape), 519 nucleotides long. Its product is annotated as pentatricopeptide repeat-containing protein At2g36240-like. Bases 1 to 519 code for a protein of 172 amino acids. The transcript has a single exon. Gene Ontology annotation, molecular function: protein binding. The record is from RefSeq and is a predicted model, not a curated record. Lineage: Eukaryota; Viridiplantae; Streptophyta; Magnoliopsida; Vitales; Vitaceae.
AUGGUCUCCAACCCCUCUCCCUGUCCCGAUGGCAUUUUCUCCUACCCGAAGUCUGAACCCAUUUUCAGAUUUGGGCUAAAUGCUUUUUGUAAGGUUGGGAUACUGGACGAUGCUGAGAUUGCUUUUGCAAAUAUGGGGAGAAUGAUUGAUGGGAAACCUAGUGUAGCAAUAUAUAAUAUUUUGAUUAAUGGGUAUGCCAGACGUAGAGAGCAUGAGAAAGCGAUGGCUGUUUAUGAGAAGACGAUUAAGGAUAGGGUCAAGCCUGAUGUGUUUAUAUUCAAUACCUUGAUCAGAAGUUGUCGGAAUUCGCUGUUCGGGCUGGCUUUGGAAAUGUUCAAAGAGAUGAAGGAUAAGGGACGUAGUCCUAAUGUUUCUAGUUUUCAUACUUUGAUUAAGGGGUCUUUCAGGGAAAGGAAGUUUGAGGAGGGGACUGGGAUGGCAUAUGAGAUGCUUGAGUUGGGAUGCCAGCUUUCGAAUGUGACUUAUGAGAUUCUAGUGGAUGGGCUUUGCAGAGGGUAG